Messenger RNA from Fonsecaea erecta, 567 nucleotides. RefSeq lists its product as hypothetical. NCBI's taxonomy places the organism in Eukaryota, Fungi, Ascomycota, Eurotiomycetes, Chaetothyriales, Herpotrichiellaceae. Gene Ontology annotation, biological process: rRNA processing. Gene Ontology annotation, molecular function: structural constituent of ribosome; snoRNA binding; rRNA binding. The coding region runs from base 1 to 567 and encodes 188 amino acids. The transcript has a single exon. The record is from RefSeq and is a predicted model, not a curated record. Gene Ontology annotation, cellular component: small-subunit processome; Mpp10 complex; small ribosomal subunit.
AUGGUCCGUAAACUCAAGCACCACGAGCAGCGACUCCUCCGCAAAGUCGACCUCCUCACCUACAAAUCCGACGGCCCUUCCCACCGCGAGGCCGCCGUCCGGCGACGUUACCACCUCACCCACCCGCUCGACUAUUCCAAAUACAAUGCCCUGUGCGGUCGAUUGAGACAGCUUGCACACUUGCUGUCGAACCUCGAGCCCACGGACCCGUACCGCGUGGAAAUGGAGACGGUCAUGUUGGAGAAACUGCACCAGAUUGGGAUCCUGAAGCAGAACCGCAGCCAAGGCGCCGGGCUGUCUUCUGUGGAAAAGGAUGUGACAGUCAGUGCAUUCUGUCGCCGCCGCUUGGGCAUAGUGAUGGUCCGCAUAGGUAUGGUGGAACACAUCGCCACGGCACACAAAUUUGUGGAACAAGGGCAUGUAAGAGUGGGAACUGAGGUGGUGACCGAUCCGGCAUUCCUUGUGUCGAGGGGCAUGGAGGACUUUGUUACCUGGGUGGAUGGAAGUAAAGUGAAGAGGCAGGUUCUGGAAUACAGGGAGAAGUUGGAUGACUUUGACUUGCUGUGA